UCUGCGCCUGCGCAGGCAGGUGGGGCAAGAUGGCGGCCGAGCGAGGCGUGCGGGUUGUCGGAACCCCACCCGGACUCUUGCUGGGAAGAGGCAUGCGGGCCUUCCUGCUGCUGUUGUGGUUUGCAGCCCGCGGAGACGCGCUGUAUUUCCACAUUGGGGAGACAGAGAAGAAGUGCUUUAUUGAGGAAAUUCCGGACGAGACCAUGGUCAUCGGAAAUUAUCGGACGCAGCUGUAUGACAAACAGCGGGAGGAGUACCAGCCAGCCACCCCUGGGCUUGGCAUGUUCGUGGAGGUAAAAGACCCCGAGGACAAGGUCAUCCUGGCCCGGCAGUAUGGCUCUGAGGGCAGGUUCACGUUCACCUCCCAUACCCCUGGUGAACACCAGAUCUGCCUUCACUCCAAUUCCACCAAGUUCUCCCUCUUUGCUGGAGGCAUGCUGAGAGUUCACCUUGACAUCCAAGUAGGAGAGCAUGCGAACGACUACGCAGAGAUCGCCGCCAAAGACAAGCUGAGCGAGCUGCAGCUCAGAGUACGGCAGCUGGUGGAGCAGGUGGAGCAGAUCCAGAAGGAGCAGAACUACCAGCGGUGGCGGGAGGAGCGCUUCCGGCAAACCAGUGAGAGCACCAACCAGCGAGUGUUGUGGUGGUCCAUCCUGCAAACACUCAUCCUUGUGGCCAUUGGUGUGUGGCAGAUGCGGCACCUCAAGAGUUUUUUUGAAGCCAAGAAGCUGGUGUAGCUGUCCCAAGCCUCAGAGGCAAUCUUUCUUCCAGGCUGUGGGAAAAGGACCUCCUGAAACUGGUUCCUCUCUGGGAGGAUUGGUUUUCAGCCAUAGAUGCUCUGGAGGGGAGAGGGACUGCAAGCAUUGCCCCCGCUCCCCAGGCUCAAACUGAGAACAGCAGCUCAGCUGGCUAGUGCUGAGCGGGUGGUGGGACAGGCCCUCUCCACCCCCACCUCUGGAUCUUUUGCAGUAAUCACUCAGGACCUGGUGUCUUAGAGUCUCAGUGUUACUGAUCAGGGAUGUGGGGCUGCUGUCCGGGGUGGGAUUCGGGAGGGAAGUGGGUGGGCGAGCAAGCUGAUUUUCCUUCUGUCUUCCUUUAUUAAUGUGGGACUUUGAGCAGGUCAGGGUGUGUCAGCGACUCCUUGCUAUUCCAAGAAUCAGUGACUCCUUGCUAUUUCAAGAAUCAGUGACUCCUUGCUAUUUCAAGAACCUUGCUUUUUUUUGCCUUUGGCUU
This is a messenger RNA of Mesocricetus auratus (golden hamster), 1233 nucleotides long. RefSeq names its product transmembrane p24 trafficking protein 9 (gene Tmed9). The record is from RefSeq and is a predicted model, not a curated record. Gene Ontology annotation, cellular component: Golgi apparatus; endoplasmic reticulum-Golgi intermediate compartment; COPII-coated ER to Golgi transport vesicle. The transcript has 5 exons. Lineage: Eukaryota; Metazoa; Chordata; Mammalia; Rodentia; Cricetidae. The coding region runs from base 30 to 737 and encodes 235 amino acids. Gene Ontology annotation, biological process: COPI coating of Golgi vesicle; Golgi organization; intracellular protein transport.